AUGGAGGCAAAAUGGUUGGUGUUUUUCUCAAUGGCAGCUACAAUGCUUGCCCUUCAUGUUGUGGAUGGUCAAGAAGAGUCGUCUGUGAAGCCAUUGGUGAAGAUAGUGAAGGGCAAGAAGCUGUGUGACAAGGGGUGGGAGUGUAAGGGAUGGUCUUUAUAUUGUUGUAACCAGACCAUUUCUGAUUAUUUUCAAGCUUACCAAUUUGAGACCCUCUUCUCUAAGCGUAACGCCCCCGUGGCGCAUGCAGUGGGCUUCUGGGACUACCAUUCUUUCAUUACUGCAGCCGCUGACUACCAGCCUCAUGGCUUUGGUACUACAGGAGGCAAGCUCCAAGGAAUGAAGGAAGUUGCUGCCUUUCUUGGCCAUGUCGGCAGCAAAACUUCAUGUGGGUAUGGGGUAGCCACAGGAGGACCAUUGGCUUGGGGUCUAUGCUACAACAAGGAAGAGAGCCCUAGCCAGUUCUAUUGUGAUGACUAUUACAAAUACACUUAUCCCUGCGCUCCUGGAGCUUCAUACCAUGGCCGCGGUGCCUUGCCACUCUACUGGAACUAUAACUAUGGAGAAACAGGAGAUGCCCUGAAAGUGGACUUGUUGAACCAUCCAGAAUACAUAGAACAAAAUGCAACCCUAGCCUUCCAGGCUGCAAUCUGGAGAUGGAUGAACCCAGUGAAGAAGCACCUUCCUUCAGCCCAUGAUGUCUUUGUUGGGAAAUGGAAGCCAUCUAAGAACGACACUUUGGCCAAGCGAACUCCUGGGUUUGGCACCACCAUCAAUCUGCUUUAUGGGGACCAAGUUUGUGGUCAAGGUGACGUUGACUCCAUGGACAACAUUGUCUCCCAUUACUUGUAUUAUCUUGAUCUUGUUGGAGUUGGCAGAGAAGAGGCAGGCCCUCAUGAAGUGCUCAGCUGUUCUGAGCAGAAAGCUUUUGAUCCUUCAUCUUCUUCUUCUUCAUCUUCAUCUUCAUCUUCAUCUUCUUGA
Messenger RNA from Prunus armeniaca (apricot), 981 nucleotides. The record is from the annotation of a GenBank genome assembly. Lineage: Eukaryota; Viridiplantae; Streptophyta; Magnoliopsida; Rosales; Rosaceae.